Molecule: messenger RNA, 1667 nt
Organism: Saccostrea echinata
Lineage: Eukaryota; Metazoa; Mollusca; Bivalvia; Ostreida; Ostreidae
Exons: 1
Coding region: 1-1659 (552 amino acids)
Biological process (GO): positive regulation of DNA-templated transcription
Cellular component (GO): chromatin; nucleoplasm
Molecular function (GO): ubiquitin-protein transferase activity; zinc ion binding
Source: RefSeq, a predicted model, not a curated record
AUGGACACCAGAUUUUGUGCUCAGGACAUCAUCAGAUGUGACAUUUGUCAAGACAGUAUUGCACUUAUGUACUGUAACUUAUGUCCCCUGAAUCUGUGUAAGGGAUGUGUAGGGGAACACAUCUCUGAUGUUUCUAAGAAACAUGAUGUGGUGCCUUUUGAGUUGAGAUCCAGACUUGUGUAUCCUCAGUGUCAAACACACUCUGAAGAAUACUGUGAAAUGCACUGUGAAGAUUGCAACAUUUCAGCAUGUUCCAAAUGUCUUAUUUCUGAGAAACAUACGCGACAUCAUUUCAGAAGUCUACAAGACUUGGUGAACUCCAAGAAGGAUAUCAUUGAAAAAGAAAGAAUGAGAUUGCAAGAAAGAGUUUACUCAAAAUUCGAAAACAGAAUUACCGAAAUAAAACACGAGCUAGGUGAAAUAGAAGGAGAAUAUGAGAAACUUGCAUCGGAGGUCACAAAACAUGGGGAAGAAUGGCACAGAGAAAUUGACAAAGUUAUACAGAAAAACAAGGAAGAUAUCGAGCAAAUGAGAAGAAAACACAGAGAAACUCUGAACAAACACUUAAAUGAUAUGAAGAUGUUUGUUGCUGAUGUCGAACAGACAAUGUCCGAAAUGAAUGAGAAUCUAAAAUCAAAGGAAGUUUCUAAAACACUUUCCUAUGAAAUCAAUCCAGAUAAGUUCAAAAAACUUCCACCUAAAUUGACAGUUGAGUUUCCAGUAUUUACUUUAAAAAAUAGCCAAAGACAAUGCUUUCGGCUAUUUGGUUCAAUAUCACCAUUAUCCAUUUCAAAAGAAGAAUAUGGCUACUCAAUAGAGACACCAGAAGCUGUAUCCUGUCCUCCAGUCAAACAACUGCUCGACGAAGCAGAGCCCAUCAUCACCAUAGACACUGGGUAUAGACUUUACAGUGUUGCCUGUCUCAGUGAUGAAGAAAUCUGGACAUGUGGGAAUGACAAAAUAAUAAAACUUUACAAUCUCCAGGGCAAACUACUGAAGUCAAUCAAAACAAAGUCAGGAAACAAACCAUUUGACAUAGCAGCGACAAAAAGUGGAGAUUUAUUUUAUAUUGACCGAGGUACAAGAACCGUAAACAUGGUGAAGAAUAAACAGAUACAGGAAGUGAUCAGACUACAGGGGUGGAUACCUUACAAUGUCUGCAAUACCUCUUCUGGUGACCUCCUAGUAACCAUGAACAGUGAUGAUGGGGCACAAAGCAAAGCUGUCCGUUAUUCUGGCUCUACAGAAAAACAAACCAUUCAGUUUGAUAGUAAAGGUCAACCUUUAUAUUCAUCUGGUUUCUUCACUAAAUACAUCAGUGAGAAUAGGAACCGGGAUAUCUGUGUGGCUGACUGGGGAGCUAAUGCAAUAGUUGUAGUCAAUAAGGCAGGAAAACUGCGAUUUAGAUACACUGGUCACCCAACCUCGACCAAGGGAUCAUUCUGUCCAUACAGCAUCACAACAAACAGCCAGAGUCAGAUCCUGACAGCAGACUUUAACAACAACUGUAUCCACGUCCUAGAUCAGGACGGAUACUUCUUCCGUUACGUUGAUAAAUUAAAUCUCUAUCAUCCGAGAGGUUUAUGUGUAGACACCAAAGACAACCUUUUUGUAGCAGAGUGUUACAGUGGUAAAGUGAAGAAAAUAGAAUAUACAUAAACUAUGUG